AUGGCGACGGCCAACCCAGCCCAGCUGCUUCUCCUUGCAGACCACAUCAAGCUGUCGCUCCUGGAGCGCCAGCGCGCCGUGUCUUUGAAUCUGUCGCCCAACUCGCAAGAUGGUCAGAUCUCGCGCUCGCUCGAGUCGCUCUCCUCCGGCAUCGACGCCUUGGAUGCCCAGCUUUCCCAGGACCCGGACGAAUCCCUCCAAGAUCAGGUUUCGCGCCUGCGCGCGCAGUAUGACGAUCUCUCCGCGCAAUUCAGCACCACGGGCGGCAGCAGCGCAGGCGCAGCCACGCUCUCCUCGCCGAACAACCCUGCGCUCUCCGCGGACUUCGCCGCCGCAACCUCGCAACCCGCGCGCAAGAAAGCCGUCCGCUUCACCGACGCCGACGAUGACGACGACGUGAAUCGCGCCGCCCUGUUCCCUUACCGCGACGACCCAGACGACGAGGGGAGCCCCGACCACUCGGAACUGUCGAACCAGCAGAUCCACGAUUAUCACCGCCAAGUGAUCGCGCAGCAGGACGAGCAGCUGGACCGGCUGGGCGAAAGCAUCGGCCGCCAGCGCGAGCUGUCGAUCCAGAUCGGCGACGAGCUCGAUAGCCACGUUAUGCUGCUGGACGAGGUCGAUGAGAGCGUCGACCGCCACCAGAGCCAGCUCGAUCGCGCCGGCAAACGCCUCGCUAAGGUCGGCCGUCGCGCGCGCGAGAACUGGAGCAUGACUCUGAUUGUAGUUUUGAUCGUGAUUCUGGUCUUGUUGAUUGUCAUCACCAAAUAA
Lasiodiplodia theobromae is the source of this 771-nucleotide messenger RNA. RefSeq names its product Snare complex subunit. NCBI's taxonomy places the organism in Eukaryota, Fungi, Ascomycota, Dothideomycetes, Botryosphaeriales, Botryosphaeriaceae. The transcript is spliced from 2 exons. The record is from RefSeq and is a predicted model, not a curated record. The coding region runs from base 1 to 771 and encodes 256 amino acids.